Molecule: messenger RNA, 2986 nt
Organism: Hipposideros armiger (great roundleaf bat)
Lineage: Eukaryota; Metazoa; Chordata; Mammalia; Chiroptera; Hipposideridae
Gene: ZFYVE27
Product: zinc finger FYVE-type containing 27
Exons: 13
Coding region: 162-1400 (412 amino acids)
Biological process (GO): neurotrophin TRK receptor signaling pathway; protein localization to plasma membrane; endoplasmic reticulum tubular network formation
Cellular component (GO): growth cone membrane; endoplasmic reticulum tubular network
Molecular function (GO): metal ion binding
Source: RefSeq, a predicted model, not a curated record
GGCGGGGGAGGCUGUGGAGGUUCUCGGACCUGGGAUUUACAGAGCGGCUCUGGGAAGAGGCUCGGGGUGGGGCGGGCCUGAGGCAACGCUCCGGGGCCCAGCGACCCCAUCAGUGCCCCCUGCCCGUCCCCGCCCCUCCCCCAACCAAUCCAGCGACCGGGAUGCAGACAUCAGAGCGUGAGGGGUGUGGGGCAGAGGCGAGCCCCAGCGUGAUGCCUGAGGCUUCCCCGGAGUCUCCACCUGCUCCUACCAAGUCCCCAGCAUUUGAUCUUUUCAACUUGGUUCUGUCCUACAAGAGGCUAGAGAUCUACCUGGAACCCCUGAAGGACGCAGGUGACGGUGUCCGGUACUUGCUCAGGUGGCAGACGCCUCUGUGUUCCUUGCUGACCUGCCUGGGCCUCAACAUCUUGUUCCUCACUUUGAAUGAGGGUGCAUGGUACUCAGUGGGCGCCCUGGUGAUUUCAGUGCCUGCCCUUCUGGGCUACCUGCAGGAGGUUUGCCGGGCACGGCUCCCUGAGUCUGAGCUGAUGCGGAGGAAGUAUCACAGCGUGAGGCAGGAGGACCUGCAAAGAGUUCGCCUGUCUCGCCCCGAGGCCGUGGCGGAGGUGAAGAGCUUCUUGAUCCAGCUGGAGGCCUUCCUGAGCCGCCUGUGCUGCACCUGUGAGGCCGCCUACCGUGUGCUGCACUGGGAGAACCCCACCGUGUCCUCACAGUUCUAUGGGGCUCUCCUGGGUACAGUUUGCAUGCUGUAUCUGCUGCCACUGUGCUGGGUCCUUGCCCUUUUAAACAGCACACUCUUUCUGGGGAAUGUGGAGUUCUUCCGAGUGGUGUCUGAGUACAGGGCAUCUCUACAGCGGCGGAUGCACUCCAGCCAGGAAGAUGGUGCCUUCCAGAGUCCGCCGCCAGCGCCAGGUGCUGGGGGGAAAGGGGUUCUGCCGGACUGCACGCCUGCAACGACGCCCACAGAGGACCUCACGCCAGGCAGUGUGGAGGAGGCCGAGGAGGCUGAGCCCGACGAGGAGUUUAAAGAUGCGAUUGAGGAGACCCACUUGGUGGUGCUGGAGGAUGAUGAGGGCGCCCCGUGCCCGGCAGAGGAUGAGCUGGCCCUGCAGGACAACGGGUUCCUGAGCAAGAAUGAGGUGCUGCGCAGCAAGGUGUCGCGGCUCACAGAACGGCUCCGCAAGCGGUACCCUACCAACAACUUUGGGAGCUGUACGGGCUGCUCGGCCACCUUCUCAGUGCUGAAGAAGAGGCGAAGCUGCAGUAACUGUGGAAACAGCUUUUGCUCUCGGUGCUGCUCUUUCAAGGUGCCCAGGUCCUCCAUGGGGGCCACAGCUCCCGAAGCCCAGAGAGAGACUGUGUUUGUGUGUGCCUCGUGUAACCAGACCUUGAGCAAGUGAGAAGAAGGGACAGGGUCCAAGCGGGCGCUGGUCCCUGGGCCCGCAGUAGACCCCACUCUCCCCACCCCUAGCCCCAUGUGGCGUGUGCUGGGCACAUGUGGCCCAGACGCUAGGUAGGCUUCCCCUUCCUGCCCUUGCUUUCUCCAGCCGGGCUCUGGAGCUGUGCCCCACUCCUGCAGAUGGCCAGUAAGGGCUGCCGUCAAACCCCAGAGGGGAGAGGAGGCUUUGGCGGGCCUGGUGCGCGUUGGCCCUGCUCUGCCCUGGUCUGACUGAGUUAGGGGACUCAGGGCUGGGCAAGGAAUGUAAGCUAGAGGGCAGCAGAGAGCCACGCCUGCUCUAGAUUGGGAUCUCUGAGGAUCAGGACAUUUCUCCAAGGUUGGGAAUUCUCAGAUUGGAGAUCAGAAAUUGGGAAAAGAGAUUCUUCCUUCUGAUGGGUAGGUACCAGGCCAAGCCAUUGGCUCUGAGAGUCCACAGAAGGGCUUGGGAGAGCUGUCCCCCAGCUCUGCUGUUGGGAUAUCCUUCUAGGCAUCAGGACCUCAUGUCCCAGGGCUAACCCGAGCAAAACUGUUGUAGAAACAGGGUUGAUGUUGCCAAGUUCCCCCAGAGGAGGACAUGUCUAGUGGGGCGUGACAGAUCCUUCGUAUAACCGGAGCAAAACGUAGGGAGCCCCAGCAGCUCAAAGGACCUCAGCCCCACCUUGCAGAGAUCUGGACUUGCAGAAUCUCAGCCAGAAUCUCACGUCGUCCUGAUGUCCUCAGCCCUGCUGGGUGGAUGACAAGCACUCAGUCACUUCUGUUUCCCCCACUCAGAGCUUCGGGCACCCCUCCUCUGGCUCAGAGCUACAUUUCCCCUCCCCAGCCCCUUGUCCCCCAGAGUGUGACACCAGGUGAGCAGAGCAGAGGUCCCGAAGCCCUUGACCUUUGGGGGCCUGGGAAGUGUAGGAUCUCUCUGGGUUGGGUCCUAGAUUCCAGGGCUCUUCCCUGCAGGACAGUCUCAGUUAUGGUAUAAGGCCACUUGUCCCAUCUCCAAUAAUUUCCUAUUCACUUCUAGACUCUUAGGGGCUCUGUCUUUCUCUAAGCCAUGAGCAGGCUCAGGCACCCACCCCUUCCUUCCCCUGGAGCUGCCCUGCCUUUUGAAAUAUUUAUUUAUUUAUUGCAUGGUUCCUGGGAACAUGUGGCACAGGAGAUGGGCUGAGGAGGACGGGGGGCUUCUUUUACCCUAGGACGCUUCUCUGGAGUCAUGAGCUGCCUGGGACCCAGAGCCCACAGGAGGCGGAGAUGUUUCUAUACCCUAAGCAGGGACCGAGGAGGCAGGCUGGGGAGAUAAGGACCAUCCUAGGCCAGGUUUCUUGCAAGGCCAGCCAGCCUAGCUAGAGCUGGGCAGCCCGGGGCCUGUUCCAGGCCAGCGAGGUGCAAGUCCCUGGGGAGCCAGGCAGGCCUUGGUGGACCCCCUUCCUCGGGCUCCUUUAUCCUGUUCAGAGACGAGAGUUAAGUACCCUGUGCUUCAUUUACACUGGAGAGGAACUGAAAAGACUUCUGUGUAUAUGGAGAAUUGUCAUAUAAAAUAAAAAGACCUCAAGCUUCUUA